Molecule: messenger RNA, 204 nt
Organism: Danaus chrysippus (African queen)
Lineage: Eukaryota; Metazoa; Arthropoda; Insecta; Lepidoptera; Nymphalidae
Source: the annotation of a GenBank genome assembly
AUGGGGAAAGUCGCGUGUACGUCGCUAUAUAUACAUGUGGGUCACUGGCUGAAGGGCAGCGGCAGCGCGAGGCCGUACAGCGAGGGUCACCGGCGGGCCUCCGUCACGUACACCGACACCGUCGAGUCCUUGGACCCCACGCCCAUCGCACACCUGCACACAAGGACACGUUACACACGGUCACACAGGGAUACUGAAGUGUAA